Molecule: messenger RNA, 687 nt
Organism: Belonocnema kinseyi
Lineage: Eukaryota; Metazoa; Arthropoda; Insecta; Hymenoptera; Cynipidae
Exons: 1
Coding region: 1-687 (228 amino acids)
Molecular function (GO): nucleic acid binding
Source: RefSeq, a predicted model, not a curated record
AUGCAAUCGGAAGCUUUUCCGAACGAAGUUCAUCUACUUUUAAAAAAUAAAAUAGUCGACUCCAAAAGUAGCCUUUUAAAACUGAACCCUUUUCCCGACCAAGGAAUCAUCAAGGUAGGUGGUAGAUUGGCAAACGCUAAUGUGCCAGAUUCUCAUAAACAUCCCAUAGUACUUCCAAAACAUCAUCACAUUUCAAAAAUCAUCAUUCGCGAUGAACACAUUGAUCGUAUGCAUGCCGGGGUUAACGCCACGCUUUAUGGUGUUCGCGAAACCUUCUGGCCAAUAGACGGCCGUAAUACUGUGCGACACGUGGUUCGACAAUGUAUACGAUGCUUUCGAGCGAAACCGAGCGAAGUAAAAUAUAUCAUGGGUAACUUGCCAAAAAAUCGUGUGUCACUCUCUCGACUGUUUACCGACGUGGGGGUGGAUUAUUGUGGUCCUUUUUUCAUUAAGGAACGCCGACAUGGGAAUCGCAUUAAAAUAAAAACCUAUGUUUCAAUCUUUGUUUGUCUUGCUACCAAGGCUGUUCAUUUAGAACUAGCCUGCGAUUUGUCAACCGAGGCCUUUCUGGCUUCUUUAAAGAGAUUUCUUGCGCGAAGAGGAUUGCCUAACUCAAUUUCACCCGACAAUGCUACUAACUUCGUCGGUGCUGACAGACAGCUUCGCGAACUCUUAUCACCAAAUUGA